Messenger RNA from Trichoplax adhaerens, 579 nucleotides. RefSeq lists its product as uncharacterized. The record is from RefSeq and is a predicted model, not a curated record. The transcript has a single exon. NCBI's taxonomy places the organism in Eukaryota, Metazoa, Placozoa, Uniplacotomia, Trichoplacea, Trichoplacidae. The coding region runs from base 1 to 579 and encodes 192 amino acids.
AUGACACGCUCUUUAUUUCAGACGGUAGUGAUAGCAGCUUUAACUUAUGGCCUUUUGAUUUUAAUCACUCUGGUUACAGCGACAACUUCGUCUGUUGACUACGGUAGUGGAAGAUGCAGUCAAUUGCCUGUUGGCAAAUAUGUAUGUGAAAAAGCCACCGUCAAUACCAGCACUCAAACUGUCACGAAUUGUACCCACAAUAACACGGUCACCGUCAACUGUUCGCCCAUUGCCGGUGUUGUUUGUGAUGGCAAAGUAUUCGAUGGUUUAACGUACGCUUUUACUCGAGAAGAAUUCUGCCAUUAUAGUAAUGGCUAUUCGUUUCAAGUUGCCCUUUCUUUAUCUGUCUUUCUGGGUAUGUUUGGUGCCGAUCGAUUUUACCUUGGUUACCCAGCUUUGGGCUUACUCAAGUUGUCUACCUUUGGUUUUUUUAUGGUUGGCCAAUUACUCGAUGUAAUCCUAAUAGCAACACAAGUCGUAGGCCCGGCGGAUGGUUCAUUCUAUCAGAUGAAUUAUUACGGUCCUCGAUUAUCACCAGUACGUGCUGACUCACAAACCAAGAUUAAAGCAUCCAAUUGA